Messenger RNA from Selaginella moellendorffii, 1505 nucleotides. RefSeq names its product U3 snoRNP-associated protein-like EMB2271. Gene Ontology annotation, molecular function: protein binding; snoRNA binding. The coding region runs from base 1 to 1458 and encodes 485 amino acids. Gene Ontology annotation, cellular component: small-subunit processome. The record is from RefSeq and is a predicted model, not a curated record. The transcript has 7 exons. NCBI's taxonomy places the organism in Eukaryota, Viridiplantae, Streptophyta, Lycopodiopsida, Selaginellales, Selaginellaceae.
AUGGGCAAGCGGCGGGCGGAGAGAAAGCCCGGCAAGAGCCGGGCCGCCAGCGGCGAUGGCACCAGCGCCAGGAAGAAGAAGAAGCCGCAGCGAUCGGUCGCGGAGGAUGAUUUCUUCGACGGCGCUAGCAGCGAGGAAGAGAAUGCCGCGCGGGAGGAGGAGGUAGCCGCCGACGAUGGCGAGGAUCUGGAGGAGACUGUGCACGAGAAGAAGGUACGCCUUGCCAAGGCCUAUCUUGAGAAGCUCAAGGCCAAGGCGGCCGAGGAAGAGGAGGAUCAAGGCGAUGAGGAGGUUGGGGAGGAUGAAAGACAGGGGAGGAGGGACUCGGUUGUUGCGGAUUUGCUGCGCCAGGAGCAGCUAGAGGAGAGUGGGAAAAUCCAGAGGAAGAUCGCUUCCAGAUUGUUGCUGCCAGAGGUUCCAAGCGAAGGAAACUUGUUGAUCCGGAAGCACAGGCUCUCAGUCACGGCUCUAGCUCUCACCGAAGACGAAAAGUGGGGAUUUUCUGGCUCCAAAGAUGGACUUCUGCUGCAAUGGGACGUCGAGACUGGCAAGUGUUUUCGCUACGAGCGACCAAAACCUGAGAAAUCAGCGGAAGCUGGCAAGAAGCCCAGCAGCAGCCGAAUCCUUGCGCUCGCGGUAGAUUCCAGCGGAAGAUAUCUCGCCAGCGGAGGACCCGAUAGAUCAGUGCACUUGUGGGACGUGAGAACUCAAGCACACAUACAAGCGUUUCCAGGACACAGGGGUGCUAUCACUUCCUUAGCAUUUAGACAAGGAACGACACAACUCUUCUCCGGCUCCUCUGAUCGAACUUUAAAGCUCUGGAGUGCCGAGGACAGAUCGUACAUGGACACUCUUUUUGGUCACCAAUCCGAGCUUGUGUCCGUCGACUGCUUAAGGCAAGAGCGUGUUCUUUCGGCUGGACGGGACCGGACUCUCAGGCUUUGGAAGGUUCCUGAAGAAACGCAGCUCGUCUUUAGAGGCUAUACGGCAUCGAUCGAGUCGUGCUGCUGUAUAACAAACGGAGAGUUUUUGUCUGGUGCUGACGAUGGCUCCGUCGCGCUCUGGAGUGCAGUGAGGAAGAAGCCCGUGUAUAUAGCCAAAAGUGCGCAUGGGCCAAAGGUGGAAGAACACAGGAACGGUGAAACAUCGCUACCAGCGUCGUGUGGAGCAAUUGAGGCAUGGGUCGGGGCAGUGGCUACUUGCCGAGGUAGCGAUCUAGUAGCAAGUGGAGCUGGAGACGGCAAAAUCCAACUUUGGUCUGUAGAAGAUGGGAAUAAAAGUCUCAAGCCUCUUCAUACUCUACCAGCCAAAGGAUUUGUUAAUGCGCUAGCGUUCGCUCGUAGCGGGCGCUUCCUACUAGCAGGAGUUGGCCAAGAACCUCGCCUGGGAAGAUGGGCUCGAAACUCUCAGGCCAAGAACGGCGUUCUAGUUCACAAGCUAGAGCUAGCAUCAUUGUAGAGGUACUGUACUCGACUCGGCUCAAAAUACACUGAAGUUUUGGACAA